AUGCAAAGUACUGGAGCCGGUGGCCAGCAAACUCCAUACUUGGUGAUGUCCGCCAACGCCGUUCUGGGAGUUAUGAUGGUCGUGACUUGCUCUUUGGGAAGUGUAUUUGCCAAUAGACUUGGCUUGAAGAACGCUCUGAUCUUUGGAACUACUGGAUACUGUAUCUACGCCGCAUCUUUGUACGCGAACAAUCGAUACGGCACGGUAUGGUUCGUGUAUCUCGGAGCGACGGCUUGUGGUAUUACUGCAGGUGUUUUCUGGGCGGCUGAGGGUGCUAUCAUGAUCGGCUACCCGGAAGACUCUCAGCGAGGAAGGUAUCUCGCAUAUUGGCUAGCGUACCGAAACGGUGGUUCGAUUGUUGGCGGUGCCAUUAACCUCGCUCUCAACUACUCUGGCAAAACCACUGGCAAACUCAACUGGAAGACAUAUAUUGUUUUCGUAUCCUUGCAGUGUAUCGCGCCGUUUGUAGCCAUGUUGCUAUCGCCGCCUGGCAAAGUACAGCGAGCCGACGGACAACGUGUGAAGUCAGCCGAGAGGGUUUCCACCCUUACUGAGCUCAAGGAGGUGGCUAAGAUUCUUGUUCGCAAGGACUUUCUCCUGGUCAUCCCCUUCUUUUUCUACGCUACAUAUCUUCUCUCCUAUGCUGGAUCAUAUUUGUCGCUCUACUUCAGCGUCCGCUCCAGAGCGCUCGCGUCUCUCGUGUCUGCGCUUGCGCAAAUCACUGCCAAUAUCUUCUUCGGCAGCUUCCUCGACUGGAAGCGAUUUACCCUUAAUCAGCGCGCACGCUUCUCAUAUAUAUUCAUCAUGGCGUUGUUCGGUGGAACUUGGAUCUGGGGCACUGUCGUACAACGCGACUACUGGCAUCAUAAGCCCGCCUUGGACUGGUCCGACCACGGGUUCGGUCGCGGCUGGGCGUUCUAUAUUAUGAUGCAGGUGAAUUUCGCGCUGUCUUACAAUUAUGGCUACUGGCUCGCUGGUUACAUGGCUAGGGAUCCGGCAGAGAUAGUCCGACUCACCUCGACGGUCCGCGCCGUCGAAGCAGCUGGAGGCGCGGUCGCGUCUGGAAUUAGCUCGACUAAAGCACCUCUGAUUGCCGCGCUUGGCGUGAACUUCGGGCUCUGGGGACUUGCAGUAGUUCCAACGUACUUUGUUGUCCGAACUAUCGGCCUCAACUUGAAAGAUGAUGCUGGUGCAGUAGAGUCUAGCACAGAUAGCCCUGACAGCGUCAAAGAAUAG
Phaeoacremonium minimum UCRPA7 is the source of this 1236-nucleotide messenger RNA. Its product is annotated as putative duf895 domain membrane protein. Gene Ontology annotation, molecular function: transmembrane transporter activity. Gene Ontology annotation, biological process: transmembrane transport. The record is from RefSeq and is a predicted model, not a curated record. The transcript is spliced from 10 exons. NCBI's taxonomy places the organism in Eukaryota, Fungi, Ascomycota, Sordariomycetes, Togniniales, Togniniaceae. Bases 1 to 1236 code for a protein of 411 amino acids.